UAGGGGCAAGACCGUGGAGAGUCAGCUGGUCGAAGCACGGGGAGGGAGCGUGGAGUGGAGUGGGCUGGACGUGUGUGUAUGUUGGCGUGCGCGUGUGUGAGCAAGAGAAAGCGUGUGUAUGUGCGGUUUGUACGUGCGCAAGGACAGCGCUUCGGGGGACAAGGGUGCUUGCUGAGACCAGAGGGUUCCCUGCGAGAGGGAGCACAAGGCAAACAUCAUGGCUUUAGCAGGAUGCCCUGACUACUUUUUACGUCACUCAAACUACCAGGAAAGGAUGGAGCGCACUUCCUCCCGCCGGCCUGAGGAGCUGAUCGUUUCCGGCUUUCAGCGCACAGCCAGUCAAGCUUCGCCACAUCACCAUGCUGCCUCCACAGAUGACGACGUGGACCUGGAGCAGCUGGUGAAUGACAUGAACUCCUCUGUGGAGAGCAUGCAGUCCAUGCAGGCAGAGACUGCGCUCCUCCUAAACAACGGUCACAUGCACACGUCUCACCACCAUCACGCUGCCCAUCUGGGACACGGCCAGGUCCACCGUCGCCACACCCCGCCCCUGCGGCCCUCGCCCCCCUCCAGGGAAGGACUGAAGCACUCUCAGCCCAUGCACAUCCAGGCUGUCAGGUGCCUAAAGGAAGAGCAGCACCUGCGUCCCGCCUCCCUGCCCGCCAUCCCCAACCCUUUCCCAGAGCUGUGCAGCCCAACAGGAUCCCCCAUUCUCAGCCCGAUUCAGACCUCCGACAGCCAUAUCGUGAAGGUUUGGAGUGAGGAUGGCGCCGGCAAAGUGGUGGAGAUUCCAGCCGACAUGACGGCGAGAGACGUGUGUCAGCUGCUGGUCUACAAGAGCCACUGCGUGGACGACAACGCCUGGACGCUGGUGGAGCACCACCCCGUCCUCGGCCUCGAAAGGUGUGUGGAGGACCAUGAACUGGUGGUUCAGGUGCAGGCCUCCAUGAGCAGCGACAGUAAAUUCCUCUUCAGGAAGAACUAUGCCAAAUAUGAAUUCUUCAGGAACCCCCUCAACUUUUUUCCAGAGCAUAUGGUGGCUUUGUGUCAUCAGUCUGACGGUUCGAUCCCUCAGUCACAGCUCUUACAGAAUUUUCUGAACUCCAGCAGCUGUCCUGAGAUCCAGGGCUACCUGUAUGUGAAGGAGCCAGGAAGAAAGUCCUGGAAGAAGCUCUACAUGUUCCUGCGACGCUCAGGCCUUUAUUACUCAACUAAAGGAACAUCCAAGGAACCCAGACAUCUGCAGCUGCUCUCAGAUCUGGAGGACAGUAACAUUUACACCAUCAUCACUGGGAGGAAGCUUCACAACGCCCCUGCAGACUUCCAGUUCUGCAUUAAGCCCAAUAAAGCCAGGAGUGACUGUAAGGAGCUCAAGAUGUUGUGCGCCGAGGACGAACAGAGCAGGACGUGCUGGAUGACUGCCUUCCGACUGCUCAAAUACGGGAUUGUCCUAUACCAGAACUACAAUGUGCCCCUGCAGAGGAAGGCUAACAACUCGUCUUUCUCUGGGCCCGUGCGGAGCGUAUCCGAGAACUCGCUGGUUGCCAUGGACUUCUCGGGAAGAACCGGCCGCGUCAUCGACAAUCCCGUCGAGGCCCAGAGCGCCGCCCUGGAGGAGGGACAAACUUGGAGGAAAAGAACCCACCGUAUGAAUGUCCUGGGCAGCCCCAGCCCCCUGCACCCAUCCUCUAUGAACACAGUCAUCCAUAGGACACAGGUGUGGUUCCACGGUCGUAUCAUGAGAGAGGAAGCCCACAAAAUGAUUAUACAACAAGGCCAAGUAGAUGGGUUGUUCCUGUUGCGGGACAGUCAGAGUAAUCCCAAGGCAUUCGUGCUCACCUUGUGCCACCACCAGAAGAUCAAGCACUUCCAGAUCCUACCGGUCGAGGAGGACGGCCAGGUUUUCUUCAGCCUCGACGACGGAGCCACCAAGUUCACGGACCUGAUCCACCUGGUGGAGUUCUACCAGCUCAACAGAGGAGUGCUGCCCUGCAAGCUCAAACACCCCUGCACCGCUGUGGCCUUGUGACACUUCACCCACCUGACACAGCUCUCCCCCCACUUUUUUUGCACAUCAGAAGAUUUCCCCCCAUUGCCUGCUCCCUCACCGACUAGGCGGGUUUGAGGAGAAAGAGAGAAGGAAACAGCAGAAGGCCAUGGGGUUUUUGGGAGCGGACUCGGCUCCGGCACCUGGUUUGUGGUGUUUUUCUCCUCCUUACUGCCGUUUGGACUGUGGCGUCGCGGCGAUAGCUUUGUCCGGCUCCAGCAACAUCCCUGUUUUUUUUGUUUUCCCUGGAGGGUCCUGUAGGUUCGUCAAGCGCCAAAAAAGAGUUGUGAAAACGCAAGACCACUACAGCGACAUGUUGUACAGCAGGAGUGUUUUAGGGUCUUACGAAUUGCUCUCCCAAACCCAAACCCCCUUCUCCUCCCCUUCAGGCCGGAUAAGCUGUGGCGCCCGCAGGGAGCGCCACCCUCUGACUUCCUCACUGAUUAUCAGGGAUGGACGGGAACCUCGCUGGCUCUGACUGAAACCGGAUCCAGGAGUUUCUCAACCUGUGCAGUCCAGUCUGGAUAAGCUGACACCCCCGUCCCUCUCUCCUCAUCACAUUAGCGGGUUGAAAGUGACGUAUCCACAACCCCCCUCCAGCUCCACACAUGUUUUUUGCAACCCCCCAAUCCCGUCGCCUCCACAGAAGCUCCAACGGUUGGGACAGACUGAUGGACGGACGGACGGAGGGAAGAAGCUCCCGAAGGCGAGACGAGCAGAGCAGCGGCGAUGGCGAGGGUUCGCUAAAAAGAAAAAGAAAAAAAAAAAGGACAGAGGAAUGUUUAAUCAGGAAGGCCGUAACAAGCCUCUCUUGUAGAGUUAAUUACUUGAUGUCAUUUAAUGCUGUUUUUUAUUCAUGUCAAUUCAAUGCAGAACUAGUUUUGCACUCCUGGGCGGACAGGCAGCAGCUCUCUGGCUAAAGCGAAGCCGCCUCCUUUUUCUCCUCCGCUCCGUUUCUGCAAAAGGCGCGCGCAUGCGAGUCUCCGCCCGCUCCGCUUGGACGACGACGGGACGACGGCGGCGGCGUGUGAGGCGGAGAUCCAGUUGAUCAUGCAGCUCCCAUCAGAGAGGCUUAGGAGCGUCUUAAAACCUCUGGUGUGGCUCGCAUCGUCAUCAUCAACACCACCACUGCGAUUUAAUGAAUGUGCUCCUGAACCAGCUGCAGCUCCUCAAGACUCUGAGGAAGAGGAGGAGGAAUACUAAUUUUAUAGACUCCUGAAAAGUGUCCAGCCCCCCAAACUUCUACCGUUUCUUUGUGUUUUUCUUUUCUUUUUUUUUUAAUCUAAAGGGUUAUAUUUGUCGGUGAAACUGUUUCUGAAUGUUUUCCUGAGUCUAAUCCGAGUUCAGUGCUUGCACGUUUGAAUCAUUCUGAUUGUGGUUGGAGCUGUCCCGUUCGGAUCCUGACCACUGUUCCCUCCUACAAAGCAACAAAAGCACUCUCGUAACUUUUUUUUUUUUUUGUGGUUUCGUUUUGUUUUUUAACUUUAAAUAUGGAAUUUGAACAAAUGACUUGAAAUGUGAACCCGGUCGUCCGUCGACCGAGCUUCACUUGCCUUAAGUGAAAAUGAUGAGCCAUGCGUAUGAAAUUGAAGAAGCGAUCUUAAAAUGCACAUACAGUGAGACGUUUGCGAUUUGAAGGCAGUGGCAGGACAUCUGGAGUGACUAUGUGAACCAGCAUGUUGAGAGAUAGCGCUAGAUUUUGGGAAAUGAUCUUUCUUGCUUUUUUUUUUUUUUUUUUUUUUGCCACUUUUAGAGCUGUAUGCUAAAUAUGGAGUUUUUUUGGUUUUGUUUGCGCUUGUAAAUUUAUUAAAAAUAAUUUGAGAUUUUAGUUGAACAAAAGCUUGAAUUUUACUCUGAGAUUAUAAACUGAUAUUUAAGUGACACGUUAAUGAAAAAGCAUUAACGUUUUUGUUUUGAUUUUUUAAAAAUAUAAAUUAGGAUUUUUUUUUUUCCCCAGAGCUACAUUUUUGGGUGCUUGUGCUAUCUUGAUUGUCAAAAUUAUUAUAUUUGUUAUUAUUUUCUUUUUUUUUUGUGUCCUGAAUUUUUACCCACAUCCCUCAUGUUCAUUUUUUUUUAUUGAUGAAAGAUCACAGCUUCAUAUUUACCAUACAGGCAAUUAUCUUGUCUUGAGUCUUGAACUUUAGGCCACAAAUUUAUAGAUUUUGUAGAUUUUAAAUUAAAUUACGUCAAACUAACAGGACCCACAUGACAAUGGGUAUGUUUACAUGCACUGCAAUAUUUCUAUUAACCCAGAUUGGAAAUUUUCCUGACUGAAGGCUGACAUGUUGGGUAUUGGUUUCCAAAAUUGCCAAAAAAUGUCGUAAAUAAAUCAUUCAAUAAGUUAUUUUUCCUUAAGCCAAAAAAAACUCUGAAUGUUUCCCAUAGCAUUCAAAUUGUUUUUAAAUUCAUAAGGUAUUUAUGUAAAAUUAGUUGAAAUCUGUUUUAAAAAUAGUUAUAUAAGUAUUAAGUUUUCUCAUGGUUUAUUUGUUGCGGGACACAAAAAAACCCUUUAAAUGUCUCUGUGGCUUGUCACACAAUGUGUGAUUGGUUUAUUUGCACAAACUUCAAACCAAUAAUCUUCUUGAGAGCAACGUUAGCCCCACCCACUUAUUUAGAUGGGUAAGGCUCCCUUUGAAAAUAAAUGAGCUGCUGUCCUUUAAAUGGAUUAAUAAUAGCAAAAAAUAAUGCAGGAAACGUAUUCUAAUUGUAAACAUUACAGUUCUAAUGUAUUUGUUAAAUUAUAGAUUUUAUAAAUUAUUUUUGUGUUUUUCAUGUAUUCGUUAAAGAAAGUAACAUAUUUAAGUAACCAUUAUAAUGAUUUAUUGUUUAUGAAAUUUGGGCGCUUUUGGACUUCCGUAAUAACCAGCCUUUGCCGUCACCGUACUUUAUGCAAGCUCGAAAACGGCUACAGUGAAACCACUUGCCCGGAUUUUGUCACAUCUACAGUUGGAGUAACAAAAAGUUAAAACCAUUGGGAUCCUGACUGAGGUUGUGUUCUGCCAUCUUUAACGUAAAAGUGAGGAGCGUACAUGGUAACAUGGUAACGGCGAGGUAGCGGAGCAAAAACUGUAAGUAGGACCGGCAUGAAAAUGUGGAGAAAGUCUGCCUGCUGUUGGGUAUGAUGGAGGAUCUGUGGUGCUGUGGGCCUGCUCCUUUUCAUCAUCAUCAAUCCUGAAUUAAACUGGACCUUUUCAAUAAAAAUUAAAUGAUAGACCAGAAUAAUAGAAAAAAAGCUUUUUCCUGCAGUCAUCUUAUUCUCCAGACAUAAAUGUUUUAGACAACCUGUUGGAUGAGCUAAAGGAGGAGGAUCUAGAGCAGAUGUAUGAAAAGAAAUCCAUCCAUCUGUGAAAGGGUUUAAUAAAAUAUUAAUUUUAUGUAGAGAGAACUGUGUGUGUUACUCAUGAACACUGGAAUUGUCCAUAUUAUAAAGUAAAGAUUUGAAAGAUUGCUGUGCAUGUAAACUUUAACUAGACAUGUUUUAAAAAAGAAUCCAAUUCUGGUGAACCUCCUUGGUCUUAAUGCAAGCAAUAAAGGUCACAUUAUCCAGAUUUAGCAAAAAAUCCUAACAUUAGGAUUUUUUUUUUUUAUAUAUCCAUAUACUCAUGUUUUAAGGUGCAUAACUAACUUCUUAGAUCCUGUUUCUUCUUGACUAAAUUUCUCAGCAGGUGCCUCUUAUUACACAGUAACAGUCCUUUAACCGGCAGCCGUCCAAACGUUGCGUUCACGUACCAUCAGUGAGGUGCCGUGAAGCGUACCUUUCUGGAGCUUACAGGUCAGCAUCAGCUACACGUCCCCGUUGUGUGACUCAUGCAAAUAAAUGGAAGAGAAAAACAAAGUCAUGAGUUGGCUGUGUGUUAUUGUUGGGUUGAAAUCAACAUAAGCUGAAGUCAAAAUAAAACAUUUCAGGGAAUUAAGGAGAAAAAAAAAACGUGUUUUUUUUUUGGGUUUUUUUGUUCUUUAAACCCCUCAUGGCUUUGCUUCAUAUUUAUCUCUGCAACUCUUGGAUCUACAUUGUAUCCUAUUCAGGUAUUUUUGUACAAAUAAGGGACUGAUAUAUUCUCUGUUUAUUGGAAAGUAGAAUAAAAGACAUAAUUGCUAUAAACCAAA
Xiphophorus couchianus (Monterrey platyfish) is the source of this 6154-nucleotide messenger RNA. Its product is annotated as growth factor receptor-bound protein 10-like. Bases 218 to 2029 code for a protein of 603 amino acids. The transcript is spliced from 18 exons. Lineage: Eukaryota; Metazoa; Chordata; Actinopteri; Cyprinodontiformes; Poeciliidae. Gene Ontology annotation, molecular function: insulin receptor binding. Gene Ontology annotation, biological process: insulin receptor signaling pathway; negative regulation of Wnt signaling pathway; negative regulation of insulin receptor signaling pathway. The record is from RefSeq and is a predicted model, not a curated record.